AUGGUGGCCGAGGUUGCGCCUGAGAAUCGCAUCCGUAUCCUGGUUGCUACGGACAACCAUGUUGGCUAUAGACACGAAGACAAGGUUAGAGGAAAUGAUGCACUUACCACCUUCGAGGAGAUUCUGCAGAUAGCUGUGCGGAAGGAGGUAGACCUGGUACUUCUUGGUGGCGAUCUUUUCCACGACAACGACCCGCCACGUGCCGUUCAGUUCGCUGUGGCUAAUCUGUUAAAACGAUACUGCUUCGGUUCUAAGCCCAUCCAGAUUAAAACGCUGGCCACCGGGGAAGAGAGCGAUAGAAAACCUUUCAACUACAUGGACCCGAACAUCAACAUAUCGUUACCUGUAUUUAGCAUACACGGUAAUCACGACGAUCCUGUGGGGAAGGGGAACUUGGCAGCUUUAGAUUUGUUGGAGGUGGCAGACACUAUCAACUACUUUGGCAAACAAAAAUCUUUCGAUGAGUUUUCUAUAUCGCCGAUCUUGUUGCAAAAGGGCUGUACACGUAUUGCAUUGUACGGACUAGGAAAUAUCAAGGAUGACAGGUUAUACCGCACGUUUGAGGCCCGGAAGGUCAAAUUUAAUACAGAGGUGGAGGGUGGCGAAAGUACAUUCAAUCUGUUUGUCCUGCACCAGAACAGAGUCCGUCACGGAGCGAAAAAUUACCUCCCUGAAAAUGUAAUUCCAACGUUUAUGGAUCUUGCCAUCUGGGGUCACGAACAUGAGAGCUAUACAGAAGCCAUACUCGGUGGGCAAGACCAAAGCACGUACAUCUAUCAACCAGGGAGUUCCAUAAUCACGUCGCUGUGUGCUGCGGAGACAAAACCGAAGCAUGUUGGCCUGCUGAGUGUGAUGCGCCGGCCUAAUGAGGAGGGCCCAGUGUUUGAUCUGGAACCCAUUCCAUUGAUGACUGUGCGUCCGUUGGUGAUUGGUGAACUCGACUUGGCACAAUUUGAAAAGGAUGAAGGGGAAAAUGUGCUCGAUAUGAAGGAUACCACGAGGGUAGAAAAGCUAUUAACCAGCGAAGUGAAGAAGCUUAUUGCAGAGAACACACAGAAAGUCACCGAAGAGGCUAUGAAUUUAGGCACCGAAGUGCACCUGGUGAAGACAAUGCCUCUGAUUCGAUUAAAGGUGAAAUACAAUAAUUAUACCCCGCUGAAUAUCCCCCGCUUCGGCCAGAAGUUCGUUGACCAGGUGGCUAACCCACGUGACAUCUUAUCCUUCACGCGAGUAAAGAAGGACUCUAAAUCUACAAAGAAGAUGCAGAUUGAUGACGAUGAAGAUGACGAUCCAGAAACGGCAGAAAGCGAAAGGGCGAAAAAAGAGGUAAUCGACCUAUUCGUGGAAUCUAUGAAGAAAAACAUUGGCUGGGAAGGUAAUGAGACAAGCGAGAACGAUCGUCGGGCUAUCAGGCCAGCCAUUAUGAGCGAGGCUGUCCGGGAAUACGUUGAUAAACAGAGCAAGGACUCAAUAAACAACACCGUGGAGUAUUGUCGGGACCAGUAUGCCAAAUAUCGACGAACCGUAAAACGAAAUGAAAAUGAUGAUGAAAACUUUGCACCCCGGACGUCAAACACUAUCAGCAGUGAUGAUGAGCCGCCUGCACCGAAAGCUCCUAGAGGGAGAGGGCGAGGAGGAGGUAUUCGGGCCCGAGCAAGUCGAAAGAGGGGCAGAUCAUUCAGUUUUUCGCCCGAAGCGCCCCCAGCUAAACCCAAAGCACGUCGACGAACUAAUGUGCCAUCAUACGCCCCCGAAAACCUGGAUUCCGAUGAAGGUGACGAUAGUGGGGCGAACAGUGACUUCCGGAUUGCUGAUCAUGAGGAAGUUCCCAGCAUUUCCCGCAAUACGCAUAGUAAAGUCCGAAAUGUCAUAUCGAUAGAUGAUGACGAUGGAAGCGACGACAAUGAAAUUAUUAUGGCUCCGUCGAGAAGCAAGGCUGUACCAAGCAAACCAGCCAGAAGGCCAGCAGCGAGUUCUAGCUCUGCCAACGCAUCAGGUGUCAAGAAGCGCGGAAAAGGUCGUACAAUUUUCUAAAUUGUCGAAUUUUGGUGCAAAGGGCCGGUCAACGCAUGUGCAUAUAACAGUCGAUGAACGCUGGAAAUGCCGCAUCCGAGGCCUAAUAUAAACAACCGUGAAUAUUGAGAUUUGAGUGACUAACAUAUUUGAGCGCUCAUAACUGCAAAACUCCGUAAAGGACCACUACGCAAGGAAGCUACACUGUAUGAUAAUACAGGGUACAAUGGUCCGCCAAACCAAUGUAAUCAAGAAAUUGGUUUUCACAGUGUUUGGAGCAGCAUACAGCAGCACGCAUCAGAAAAUCCCAGCGCAUUUCUUAUGCAUCGCAGGUGUUGGGUGACCGCUAUGAAGUCUAUGUACGUGCUUUUUCUAUGCUAGAAUAGCAAAUAACCAUACCGGACGGAAGAGAGCGAUUUCGCACUUUUAGAGUUCGUACGUACACCUACGUCGAGGCACAGGCUGAGUUACACGCAUAUCAGGUUAGAGUCAGUCAUAUUCACAUAUCAUCCCAGUCCGCACACACUGAGCAUAAUGAGUGAUGUGAAUUAUGUGGAAAUCUGUCUAAUGCGAAGCGGUCGGCUAAUCUAGUGCGCUGUGAGUUACAAUAUACAUAUAUACGCAACGAAGCUGAGCUAGGGUUGUGAAACACGAUAGUCGAUAGUCUAUUUUCAGCCGCAAGCAUCCUUGUCGACAUGGAAUAUCUACUUUCCCUUUCAGGGUUCGGAGAUAGAUAUCGUCUUUGUCACUUGGAAUACACAUAUCAGUAGCUUGGAAUACAUCCAUCAGUACUAGAAACCAGGAUAUACGAUACAAAUUUGAUUACACCACGAGGAAAGGCAAAUCGAAAACGGAUGCAAUGUUCGCGUUGUAUUAGCAAUGCUUCUGAAACAAAUAGCCAAAAUACAGGGAAUCAAAGUUUAGCUUCCCGCGUCAGCGAGACACAACUAAAGCAAUAAAAG
Molecule: messenger RNA, 2975 nt
Organism: Sphaeroforma arctica JP610
Lineage: Eukaryota; Ichthyosporea; Ichthyophonida
Exons: 15
Coding region: 1-2034 (677 amino acids)
Biological process (GO): meiotic DNA double-strand break formation; mitotic intra-S DNA damage checkpoint signaling; double-strand break repair via homologous recombination
Cellular component (GO): Mre11 complex; nucleus
Molecular function (GO): 3'-5'-DNA exonuclease activity; DNA endonuclease activity; manganese ion binding
Source: RefSeq, a predicted model, not a curated record